UUCAGGGACAGUCAGCAAUCCAGAAGCCGCUGCACCAUGAGUGUCUCUGUGCUGAGCACCCCCAGAGCCCUGGGCGGUGUCUCUGGGCUCCUGCAGGUGGCCUCCCUGCUCGGCCUGGUUCUGCUUCUGCUCAAGGCAGCACAGCUCUACCUGCGCAGACAGUGGCUGCUCAAAGCCCUCCAGCAGUUCCCGUCUCCUCCUUCCCACUGGCUCUAUGGGCACAUGCAGGAGUUCCAAGACGAGACCGAGCUGCGACCCCUACUGAAGAGGGUAGAGAAAUACCCAAGUGCCUGUGCUCGCUGGCUGUGGGGGACGAAAGCCCUGGUGUUGAUCUAUGACCCUGACUACAUGAAGGUGGUCCUGGGGAGAUCAGACCCAAAGUCUCACGAUGCCUACAGAAUGCUGAUCCCCUGGAUUGGGAAAGGUUUGCUUUUGUUGGAGGGGCAGACGUGGUUCCAGCACCGGCGGAUGCUGACCCCAGCCUUCCACUACGACAUCCUGAAGCCCUACGUGGGUCUGAUGGCCGACUCUGUCCGAGUGAUGCUGGACAAGUGGGAGGAGCUCGUCAGCCUGGACUCACAUCUGGAGGUCCUUGGACACGUCUCCUUGAUGACCCUGGACACCAUCAUGAAGUGCGCCUUCAGCCACCAGGGCAGCAUCCAGACAGACAGGAACAUCCAGUCCUACAUCCAGGCCAUCAGAGACCUUGGCAAUCUGACUUUUUCCCGAUUAAGAAAUGCUUUCCACCAGAAUGACAUCAUCUACAGGCUGACUCCUGAAGGCCGCUGGAGCCACCGCGCCUGCCAGCUGGCCCAUCAACACACAGAUGGAGUGAUCAAGAUGAGGAAGGCUCACCUGCAGAAGGAGGGAGAGCUGGAGAAGGUGAGGAGCAAGAGGCACCUGGAUUUCCUGGACAUCCUCCUCUUCGCCAGAAUGGAGAAUGGGAGCAGCUUGUCUGACAGGGAGCUCCGUGCCGAAGUGGACACGUUCAUGUUUGAGGGUCACGACACCACAGCCAGUGGCAUCUCCUGGAUGCUCUAUGCUCUGGCCUCCCACCCUGAGCAUCAGCAGAGGUGCCGGGAAGAGAUCCAGAGCCUCCUGGGGGAUGGCGCAUCCAUCACCUGGGACCACCUGGACAAGAUGCCCUACACCACCAUGUGCAUCAAGGAGGCACUGCGACUCUAUCCACCAGUGCCAUUCAUUGGCAGAUAUCUGAGCAAGCCCAUCACCUUCCCUGAUGGAUGCUCCUUACCUGCAGGAAUCCCACUCUCCCUCUCCUUUUAUGGGCUUCACCACAACCCGAAGGUGUGGCCGAACCCAGAGGUGUUUGACCCAUCCCGGUUUGCACCAGGUUCUGAUCGACACAGCCAUGCUUUCCUGCCCUUCUCAGGAGGAUCCAGGAACUGCAUCGGGAAGCAGUUUGCCAUGAAUGAGAUGAAGGUGGCCGUGGCCCUGACCUUGCUUCGCUUUGAGCUGGCACCCGAUCCCUCCAGGGUCCCUGUUCCCAUUCCAAGAGUUGUGUUGAAGUCCAAGAAUGGGAUCCACUUGCAGCUCAGGAAGCUCCUGUAAUGCUUGUUGGAGACAAGGACGAGCUCUGAGGGCCCCUGCCUGCCAGCCUGUCUCGCUGUCACUCUCUCCCGUCCUUGCCUCUGUGCCCACUUCCUGCUUCUAUCUUCCCACCUGCCGGCCUACCUCAUCUCCUGCCUCCUGCCCGUCAGACGUUCUGCCCUCCUCAUCUCACCUUUCUCCAGGCUCCCUAUCUGCUUAUCUCUCCAUCUGUCUCUGACCCACCUGUGUCUCUGACUGUCCACCUAAACCCUGAUCACCUGCCCUCCUUCAGUCUGUCUACUCUCUCCCUGUCUUUCUCCCCUUCUGCCUACCUGUCUGUCCCUGAAUCCACUUCCUUUUGCUGAUAAAACAAUUGGUCACAGCCUUAAAGACUUCGAACAACACAGAAUCAUUCUCUGACAGCUCUGGAGUCAGAAGCCGGAAGUGGGUUUCCCUGGACACAGCCAAGGUGUUGGCAGGGCCCCCGGUGCAGGGAUGUAGGAGAGGAUCCCUCCCUUUGCCUUUUCCCACAUCUAGAGCUGCAAUCCUUGUGUUCCUUUGCUCCUGGGCCCUCCUCCAUAUUCAAAUCCAUCAGCUUCUUCAAAUGUCCCCCUGCUUCUGUCUUCACAUCACCUUCUCUUUCAUCAGACCUUUGUGAUUACACAGGCCCACUCAGAUAAAACAGCCUUGCUCUGAGUUCCGGGGAUUAGGACACGGACACCCUGGGCAGCCGUUACUGUAGCUGCUAAGUCCUGCGUGACUACCAUCGCCUUGGGCCCCUGAUCACCCCCGUGUGUUACGGGUCUGCCCAUUUGUCACUCACCUGGCUUCCCCUCUUUCCCACUCCCUGGAUAAAUUCACAAUGUCAUAUGGAGCGUGUGUGUCUUCCCUUGCAAGGAGCUGGAUGGAAUGGAAGAGAGAGAGAAGGGGAGGGAAAGCAGAGGAGACGAGGAGGGGACAUGACCCCUGGUCUGUGGGCCCAGAACCCCAGCAGGACAAGCGUGUCCCAGCGCCCCUGCAGCCUCACACUCUGGGGUCCCUCACGCCCCACAACCCGCCUGUCACCUGAGGCUCCCACGGCAGCUGAGUCGGGAGAAAGGGCUCGUCUCCAAAGGCUCAGAGGGAAGAAGCUCACCCCGGGCACCUGUCAGGGAAGGAGCCUCCCAGCUAUUGUGUGGUAGCUUCCUCGCUACAUCCUUAGAGGGGCCCAACUGAGACAUGCUGGGCCUGGGACCCUUUGCUGUAGCGCUGCAAUUCUUGCACCUGGUCACACCUCUCUUCGAGCAACAAAAUACAAAGAAAGUGUAUGGGACUAAAAAUAACUAUGUCCAUGCACAGUUGGGGCAAAUUCUGAGCAAAAUAUACCAAGAGACCAAAAAACCCAGCUGUCACUUUUUUUUUCUUUUUUCAUCUUUAUUGGAGUAUAAUUGCUUCACAAUGUUGUGUUAGUUUCUGCUGUACAACAAAGUGAAUCAGUUAUAUGUAUACAUAUAUCCCCAUAUCCCCUCCCUCUUGAGCCUCCCUCCCACUGUCCCUAACACACUGAAGGUAGUUGUACACAAAGACUCUUAAAAAGAGAGAGCAAAAUCCCUUGAUAAAGCAGUUUUGAUAGUUUCUAAUAUUUGUGGGUUCUUUAAUAGAUGUUUUUUGGAGUAUAAUUGCUUCUCAGUACUCUGUUAGUUUCUGUUGCACAACAAAGCAAAUCAGCCAUGUGCAUACACGUGUCCCCCUAUCCCCUCCCUCUUGCGUCUCCCUCCCUCCCAUCCUCCCUAUCCCACCCCUCUAAGUCAUCGCAAAGCACUGAGCCAAUCUCCCUGUGCUAUGCCGCUUCUUCCCACCAGCCAACUAUUUUAUACAUUACACAUUUGGUAGUGUAUAUAUGUUGAUGCUACUCUCACUUCGCCCCAGCUUCGCCCUCCCACCCCAUGUCCUCAAGUCCAUUCUCUAUGCCUAUCUCUUUAUUCCUGCCCUGCAACUAUGUUCAUCAGUACCAUUGUUUUUUUUUAGAUUCUCUCUAUAUAUGUGUUAGCAUACAGUAUUUAUUUUUCCCUUUCUGACUUACUUCACUCUGUAUGACAGACUCUAGGUCCAUCCACCUCACUACAAAUAACUCAAUUUCAUUCCUUUUUAUGGCUGAGUAAUAUUCCAUUGUAUAUAUGUGCCACAUCUUCUUUAUCCAUUCACCUGUCAAUGGACACUUAGGUUGAUUCCAUGUCCUGGCUAUUGUAAAUAGAGCUGCAAUGAACAUUGUGGUACAUGACUCCUUUUGAAUUAUGGUUUUCUCAGGGUAUAUGCCCAGUAGUGGGAUUGCUGGGUCAUAUGGUAGUUCUAUUUUUAGUUUUUUAAGGAACCUCCAUACUGUUUUCCACAGUGGCUGUAUCAAUUUACAUUCCCACCAACAAUGCAGGAGGGUUCCCUUUCCACCACACCCUUUCCAACAUUUAUUGUUUCUAGAUUUUUUGAUAAUGGCCAUUCUGACCAGUGUGAGGUGAUACCUCAUUGUAGUUUUGAUUUGCAUUUCUCUAAUAAUUAGUGAUUUGAGCAUCUUUUCAGGUGUCUCCUGGCCAUCCGUAUGUCUUCCUUGGUGAAAUGUCUAUUUAGGUCUUCCACCCAUUUUUUAACUGGAUUGUUUGUUUUUUUGAUAUUGAGCUCCAUGAGCUGUUUGUAUAUUUUGGAGAUUAAUCGUUUGUCUGUUGUUUCAUUUGCAAAUAUUUUCUCCCAUUCUGAGGGUUGUCUUUUGGUCUUGUUUAUGGUUUCCUUUGCUGUGCAAAAGUUUUUAAGUUUAAUUAAGUCCCAUUUGUUUAUUUUUGGUUUUAUUUCCGUUACUCUAGGAGGUGGGUCAAAAAAGAUCUUGCUGUGGUUUAUGUCAAAGAGCGUUUUUCCUAUGUUUUCUUCUAAGAGUUUGAUAGUGUCUGGUCUUACAUUUAGGUCUUUAAUCCAUUUGGAGUUUAUUUUUGUGUAUGGUGUUAAGGAGUGUGCUAAUUUCAUUCUUUUACAUGUAGCUGUCCAGUUCUCCCAGCACCACUUAUUGCCCACCCCUUAGGUGGUGUUGUGUGCAGGGGGCAUGGGCAGCACGCUGCUUUUGCUUCUGACCCCCAACUGCCACUUUUGAAGAGCCUAGAUUAAAAACAGGGUGUCAGGAGGAAAAGCAGGGUGCUGCGCAUUCCCCCUGCACACGACACCACCUAAGCAGUGGGCAGACCACCUAAGCCACCCUCUGGCCCAACCCCUGGAUACACCCCUACCCUCACCCCAUGUAAGAAACAAGCUUGACCCCCUUCGGGGAGUGAGCAAACAAGGGAACCUGUUGUUUGUUCUCGCUCCCCCACUGCUGCAGGGGCCCCAAUAAAGCCUUGCCUGCAUUUCUUGUCUGGCCUCUGAUCAACUUCUAUUGAUUAAGGAGGCCAAGAGCCCUGGUCAGUUACAUAUUUUGUGGCGCCCAACGUUGGGCCCUUCCUUGUGCCUGUCUGGGAAGAGGAUCUGGGCACCUCUGGGACCACCGAACGCAGCUUCACAGCAGGUGACAAGCGGCCACCUGAACCUCUUGUUUCAGUGUCACCACGUUUGGUAAGUCUGCCUUCCUGGCCCCUGGGGGCUUCAGUACCCUCAUUCAGACAACACUUUCCCCUUCCCUUCGUCCUUUUGCCUUCACCAUUUUCCCUUUCCCCUUGGUCCCUUUCCCUCUCCUGAAAUCUCUCUACUUCUCUUUCUGUCCUCUCCUCUCUCCGUCCUCUCCUCCUUCUGUCCUGUCCUUCCGAGAGAGUGGACAUCAGGCAGCUACAGCAUCACUCCUCUCAGCUUGUGAGACCUGCUCCCUCUGGCCGGCAACGGCUCACCUUGACGGGUGACAGGCAGAGGUGGGAGAGGCUCACCUCACGCCGUGCAGACCGUGGUCCAGAGGGCUCUCCCUGACCAGAGAUUAUGAGAGUGAUAGAUGUUCAAACCUCAUAUCGUGGAAUGGCUGGAAGCCCUAUCAUCCCAAUAUUCUCACCUUUAUUUUCCUGCCGCCAAGGAAAGUCCCACUGGGAACGGGCUGAAGGGGCAGAUUUCUAUAUACUGGUGUACGUGUGGGUGACAGUCCCACAGACAACAUACAACUGGCUGGUUUCCGGGCUUAAUCACCCCCGUGGGCUCCCUCCGUCACUGGCCCUUUCUGGAAGAGCGCUGUUUGGUGCCUGCAUGGACACCCGCGGGGGCAGGUUGAAAGGGCAAUCUCUCUCUUUCUGUCUCUUUCUCUUUUUCUGACAUUCUUUUCUGUCCCUCCUCCCUUUACCUCUCCCUUGGUCUUCACCCCUACACUCCAUCCACUUUAUCCUGAAACUUCUUGUUUGUGUCUUUAAGUUUUGUGAUCGGCAUAACUAUUCUUUCCUUGGAUCAAGGGGCUUGCAUCUCUGCCUCUGCCUUUGCAAUGUAACUAUUCUGCCUGGGCUCUCAGGAAGCACCUGAUCCAUCUGUAGUCCCCCACACCGAGGGAAAAAAGAAAAAGAGGGCCAUUUUAAAUUCAAGCAGGAAAACUAUGAAAUCUCUGGUUCUGUAGAAAUUAACUUGUCUAACUUAAGCUUGUGGGUUUAAUUAAUACAGACCUGUCUUUAGAGUCAUCAACUUUCAUUGUACCUAAGGUUCCUGGAAGUCAAUAAGUGCAUAUUGUUUCUGUUAUAAAAUGUGUCAACAGGGGAAGUAACCUGAUAUCAUUAAAUUUUUAAGUGAAAGUACUGGGAUCAGUUUUUGAUAACCUCUAUAGGAAUAAUUACGUCUUGGAAACAUCCAUCUAAAACAAGUCUCUCAAAAUUUUGGUAAAUUUGAAACUAAAUUAAGUUAAAUUGAAUAUUCAGGCCAUUUCAAAUAAGGUAAAAUAUUGGAACAUUAAUUGCUAAACAGGUCUAAACUUACCUACUUUUGUCUUCUUGUGAGAGAAAAAUUAAGCUAUUUGGUACUGCCUUGAAAUGUUCUCUACCAAUAGAGAAUGCUUAUGUAAAAGUUCAUGGGGGGCUUCCCUGGUGGCGCAGUGGAUGAGAGUCCACCUGCCGAUGUAGGGGACACGGGUUCGUGCCCCGGUCCCGGAAGAUCCCACAUGCCGCGGAGCGGCUGGGCCCGUGAGCCAUGGCCGCUGAACCUGUGCGUCCAGAGCCUGUGCUCCGCAACGGGAGAGGCCACAACAGUGAGAGGCCCGCGUACCGCAAAAAAAAAAAGAAUCCUCCUGCCAAUGGGAUUUAGGGGACACAGGUUCAAGCCCUGGUCCAGGAAGAUUCCACAUGCCGUGGAGUAACUAAGCCCAUGAGCCACAGCUACAUAAGCUCGUGCACCUAGAGCCCGUGCUCCGCAACAAGAGAGGCAACAGCAAUGAGAAGCCCGCACACCGCAAUGAAGUGUAACCCACGUUCAUCACAACUAGAGAAAGCCACGCACAGUAAUGAAGACCCAACGCAGCCAUAAAUAAAUAAAUAAAUAGGACAGUUCAUGGUUGCUUAAGGAAAGUAGGAUGCGUGUUUUCAGAAAAGAAGGUAUGAGGAAUGGAAAUAUAUUUUGUCGAAAGGAAAAAGGGUGAUCGUGUGGUAGAGCUGGAUAUUUCUCCAUGGGGAAAGGAUAAGGGACAAAUUAUGGCUACAGAAACUUGCAGAAGGUUUGCGGACGAGGAACACUGCACCGAGGAAACAAUUUUGUAUGUGGUCAGGAUUUUCUAAGGUUGGAUUAAAUUUAAUUAGGUAAAUGGAUUUUAUUAAGAGUAGGCUGAUGCAAGACUGGAUUUGGUUUCUCUCUCAUAAAAGAACAGAGUUGUCCUGGAACGCUGCUUUUGAUAACAGCUUGUGUGAGUUUCUGUGCCUUUAAGUGAUCUCUCAACUGGCAGGCCAUCAUGGUUAUUCUGGCCCACUGUUGCACCCCAGAUGACAAGGAGCAUAUACUGAGAAAGGCCAGGGAACGUGCAGGUGGCUUUCUGGCCACCAGUCCAUGCCACCAAAUUUAUCAGGUGGGUGGGGAUGCAAUCCCAGAUCAUGACCCACACUGGGGCUGUGAAGAUCGUGUAGGCCAGGCUAGGAUGAGACAUUAUAUUACUUGUCUAUCAGAAGGAAUGAAAAGUGUAUGAUGAAGCCUGUAAAUGAUGAUAAGGUCCAAGAGGUUACACAGGAAAAAGAUGAGAACCCAGCAGUCUUCCUGAGCCGGGUGACAGAAGCAUUCAUGAAGUCCACCAAUACAGACCCUGAGUCUGCAGAAGGGAGGACACUAUUGGCCGUGCAUUUUAUCACCCAGCCUACUCCUAAUAUCUGGAGAAAAUUACAAAAGCUUGAGGCUGGGCCCCAAACCCCACUGUCAAACUUGGUAGAGGAAGCCUUCAAGGUCUAUAACAACGGAGACUUAAUGGAGGAGGCCAAUGAGGAUGAGAGGCUAAUAAACAAAAGGCAGUUUUUGGCUGCUCUGAUCCACCCCCCACGUCGAGGAGACCCUGGAGGGCCAAAAAGGCUGGACAGACCACUAAGAAGCCGCCUGGGCCCAAACCAGUGUGCCUUUGUCAGAAAGGGGGGUACUGGAAGAGGGAACAUCCUGAGCACUGUCCUGUGGGACGCCCGAGGGGCGACCCCGACCGGCCCCAUUUCCUUGCAAAUCUCUUGGAUGAUAGAUUCCUGCACACCAACUGACAGGGCCCAAGUGCCUGCUGGGCUCCAGAUCCCACUCAAUCCAUCCUCAUCACUCCAGCGGAGCCUCGGGUCACCCUUGACAUGGCGGGUAUGGGAACUGAAUUGCUUGUAGACACUGGAGCCACCUGCUCUGUUCUGACUUGGCCAGCCGGCCCCCUCUCCAGGCGUGACUGUACAGUGACGGGAGUUGAUGGACAGCCAAAGGUAAGGCGAUUUAUGUUUCCCCUUGCCUGCGGAAUUUGGUCCAUUAUUAUUGCUCACUCAUUUUUGUAUAUGCCAGAAUGCCCUGGCCCUCUCCUCAGGAGAGACUUGCUAAAUAAGUUAGGAGCUAGUAUAUUCUUAGGACACGGUGAAGUCCAAGGAGGUAAAGAAUUCAAACAGAGAAUGCAUCUAUUAGUAGCCCCAAAUGACCCACCUCUUGGGCAUCAAAAUAUUCCCCAAGACAUCCACCAAGAAAUUAGAGUGGCAUGGACAUAUAUACACUACCAAAUGUAAAAAAGAUAGCUAGUGGGAAGCAGCUGCAUAGCACAGGGAGAUCAGCUCGGUGCUUUGUGACCACCUAGAGGGGUGGGAUAGGGCGGGUGGGAGGGAGAUGCAAGAGGGAGGGGAUAUGGGGAUAUAUGUAUAUGUAUAGCUGAUUCACUUUGUUAUACAGCAGAAACUAACACACCAUUGUAAAGCAAUUAUACUCCAAUAAAGAUGUUAAAAAAAAAAAAAAGGAAAGAAAUUAGAGAAUAA
Molecule: messenger RNA, 8918 nt
Organism: Orcinus orca (killer whale)
Lineage: Eukaryota; Metazoa; Chordata; Mammalia; Artiodactyla; Delphinidae
Product: taurochenodeoxycholic 6 alpha-hydroxylase-like
Exons: 12
Coding region: 37-1569 (510 amino acids)
Molecular function (GO): monooxygenase activity; iron ion binding; oxidoreductase activity, acting on paired donors, with incorporation or reduction of molecular oxygen
Source: RefSeq, a predicted model, not a curated record